AUGGAGUUCGUCACAACCCUGGCCAGCUGGUUCACACCGACGACUCUCUUCCUCCUCCUCAAUUUCACCAUCGGCACCAUCUUCUUCGCCAACCGUUUCGGUUCCGGUUCGGGUCAUGCCAAUACUCCGGCGACGUUAGGCAGGCCUCCUUCGCUCAUAGACAGAGUCAAGUCCAUCAACUUCCAUCGCUACAAUUCUCCUUCACCAGAAUCCGAGAUCCACUUCUCCGGGUCGGAUCCUCACCAGAACCAACCUCCGUCUCUCCUUGAGCGGGUCAAAUCCAUCAACGUCCCUUACUUCAAGUUCCCGCAGCACAAUUCUGAGGGAGACUACGCUGCUUACGCGCUCAUGACCGAUGAGACGAGACGCGUCGACCAAAAUAAAGAUGACGUUCCGACAGAACCUAGAUUCGCGGUUCCAUCGCUCUUGCAGCGUGUAAAGUCCAUCAAGCUCCCUUCAUUGUACAGAUCCGACCCGGAUCCGGUUUCCGAAGAGCAUAAGCCGGGGAGGACGAAGUCGGAGUCGAGUAAGCCGGUGACGAAGAAGAAGAAGAAGGCGGCGAAGAAGAUGAUGAAAUCGGCUAGCGUGAAAGCCGGCGUGGGAUACAAAGACCGGGAGGAGGAGACGGUUGAGGCCGUGGAAAAGAGGCGGCCGGAGACGACUAGAGUGGAGAGAACGACGUCGAUCGGCGAGGGAGAAGAAGGCGUCGACGAUAAAGCCUCAGAUUUCAUCAACAAGUUCAAGCAGCAGCUUAAGCUACAGAGGCUCGAUUCGUUUCUACGGUACAGAGACAUGCUGAAGAACGAGUGA
Microthlaspi erraticum is the source of this 810-nucleotide messenger RNA. The record is from the annotation of a GenBank genome assembly. NCBI's taxonomy places the organism in Eukaryota, Viridiplantae, Streptophyta, Magnoliopsida, Brassicales, Brassicaceae.